Messenger RNA from Triticum urartu, 2048 nucleotides. The record is from RefSeq and is a predicted model, not a curated record. NCBI's taxonomy places the organism in Eukaryota, Viridiplantae, Streptophyta, Magnoliopsida, Poales, Poaceae.
UGCGCGCGGACUCAAUCUGCAUGCGUACCAACACGCAAUAUUUCACCCGGUCGGCCAGUGCAUUCGCCCUGCCAAUCAAGAGAGACGACAUAUGUAGAGGCUUCCGUCCCAUAUAAAGCCUUGGCACAUCCGCUCCGGCCGCAGCAUCACAGAGCACAAGACGUACCAACCAUCCAUCUCUUGCUGCAUCCCGAUCCAAGCGCACGCGCGACAAGGUAACAAACUUAAUUAGAUCCAUCACUAAGACGAUGGAUGGCGUCGACACAAACCCGGCGGCCAGCGUCGAAGGUUGCAGCUUUCAGCCGCUCAACCCAGAAGACGUGCGCGCAUGCCUCUACAAGGCCGUCGACUUCAUCACGGAUUACUACACCAGCAUCGAGUCCAUGCCGGUUCUCCCCGACGUAAAGCCAGGCUACCUACGGAACGAGCUUAUGGCGUCCCCGCCAGAACACUCGGCUCCCUUCGACGUCACCAUGAAGGAGCUGAGGACAUCCGUCGUCCCCGGGAUGAUGCACUGGGCUAGCCCCAACUUCUUCGCGUUCUUCCCGUCCACCAACAGUGCCGCAGCCAUCGCAGGGGAGCUAAUCGCCUCGGCCAUGAACACCGUGGGGUUCACGUGGCAGGCGGCUCCCGCGGCCACCGAGAUGGAGGUGCUCGUGCUGGACUGGCUCGCGCAGCUCCUGCGACUGCCAGCUAGCUUCAUGAACCGCACCAGCGCUGGGCAUGGCACCGGCGGCGGAGUCAUCCUUGGGACCACCAGUGAGGCCAUGCUCGUCACACUUGUUGCCGCACGUGAUGCGGCGCUGCGUCGGAGUGGCUCCAAUGGCGUGGACCGCAUCACAAGGCUCACGGUGUACGCUAGCGACCAGACACACUUCACGUUCUUCAAGGCAUGCCGCCUCACCGGCUUCGACCCUGCCAACCUCCGAUCCAUCCCUACCGGGCCGGAGACUGACUACGGGCUCGACCCGGCCAAGUUGCUCGAGAUCAUGCAUGCGGACUUUCGUGCCGGCCUCGUGCCAACAUACAUCUGCGCCACUGUUGGUACCACGUCGUCCAAUGCCGUGGACCCGGUGGGUGCAGUUGCAGAUGUCGCAGCCAUGUUUAAUGCAUGGGUCCACGUCGAUGCUGCCUAUGCUGGCAGCGCCUGCAUCUGUCCGGAGUUUCGGCACUAUAUCGACAGCGUUGAGCAUGUGGACUCCAUCAGUAUGAGCCCGCACAAGUGGCUGCUCACAUGCCUUGACUGCACCUGCUUGUGGGUGCGCGACACGCACCGUCUCACCGACGCACUACAGACGAACCCAGAGUAUCUGAAGAACGACGCUACCGAGUCCGGCAUGGCCACCGAUCUCAAGGACAUGCAAGUCGGUGUGGGCCGCCGCUUCCGUGGGCUCAAGUUGUGGAUGGUGAUGCGCACCUACGGCACCACCAAGCUUCAGGAGCACAUCCGAAGCGAUGUUGCUAUGGCCAAGGCAUUUGAGGAGCUUGUCCGUGCCGAUGACCGGUUCGAGAUUGUAGUGCCGAGGAACUUCGCCUUGGUAUGCUUCAGAAUCAGGGCAUGUGGAGCCAUGACAGAGGAAGUGGCCGAUGAGGUGAACCAUGUGCUGAUGGACCGGCUCAACAUUUCGGGGAAGGCCUACCUUGCGCACACGGUGGUCGGCAGCAGGUUCACUCUACGGUUCGCGGUAGGGUCGUCGAUGCAGGAGGAGCGGCACGUGCGGAGCGCGUGGGAGCUCAUCAAGAAAACAACCACCAAAAUCAUCGAGGCGGAGGAGAUCAUGCAAUAACGGAAUUCAUCAAUUAAUGUGUUUGAUUAAUUGUUAUUGUUUGUGAGGGGUAAUAAAAUCCUUUCAAUGGUGGCGGAUGAUCCGCCGGCAGUACGAUGUACCGGUGACAACCUCCGUGUUGUGAAUCUCAGUUUGUAUUAUUUAGCAGAUGAGUAAAUUAGUGUUCACAGUAAUUUAUGUCAAGAAUGUAAAUGUAUAUUUCUAAACCAUAUACAUUCUUAUGUGUCUUUAAACAUCUAUAUAAAAUAAAAAUGUUUGUGU